AUGAAGGUUUGUCAGAUUUAUAUAUUUUUUCCGAAAUACACAGAAAGCGUGGAUGCACUUGCAUACCUAUACACAUACACAAGUAUACACAGAUGCUCAUUGUACAUCAAGUAUAAUCAACAAUUUGAUACAUCUUGUUGCAGCAUGUUAUUCUAUCCUGUCCCAAGAUUGGUGAGCCCAUGCGUCUCAAGAGUUCUUCAACCUUCUUUUAGAGCCAUGUCUUCGUCGCCGGAGGUCACCUUCAAAGUCGUCAAAGAUGCCGGGAUCAUCACCUUGAAUCGACCGAAAGUCCUCAAUGCCCUGACUUUUCCCAUGAUCCGGCUUAUCUACCCUCAGCUGAAGCAGUGGCAAGACCAAUUGAAAAUGGUCAUCAUUGAGGGAUCCGGAGAAAAGGCAUUUUGCGCGGGUGGCGACAUCCGAGCCAUCACCAGCAUUAGAGGUUCCGAGGAUCAAACGGCCUUCUUCAAGGAAGAAUACGUUCUCAACAACCUUAUUGGCUCCUUCAAAAUCCCCUACAUCGCCCUCAUCGACGGCAUCACAAUGGGAGGCGGGGUGGGCUUGUCAGUACAUGGAAAAUAUCGCAUUGCCUCAGAGCGCACCAUGUUUGCUAUGCCGGAAACCGGGAUCGGCCUCAUUCCCGAUGUGGGCGGGGGCUACUUCCUACCACGUCUUCCAGGAGAGUUGGGCAUGUAUCUAGCUCUAAUGGGCCAUCGUCUCAAGGGAGCCGAUUGUGUUCACGCGGGUGUAGCCACACAUGGUUGUGAAAGUGGCCAAUUUCCACAACUGAAAGAGGACCUGCUCAACGUAAAGGACACACAAGAGAUCAAUGCGAUUUUAGAGAAAUACUCAAAGGCAUUUAUGUCCCAACAAACGGCGUUUUCGUUGGAAUCCAAGCUGGAUGCUAUCAACGAAUGCUUUUCAUCCCGAGAGGGCGUAUUAGACAUCGUAAAGAGGCUCGAGGCCUUUCAAAGCGACCCGGAGUGGGCCCAAAAAGAACUGAAGACCCUGGGUCGUUUGUCACCCACCUCGUUGGCAGUCACGUUCAGGCAAAUGCGGACCGGAGGCAAAUUAAAAACGCUGGGCGAGGUUUUGGAGAUGGAAUAUCGUUUGGUCUGUCGCUGCUGUGAGGAUCACGAUUUCUAUGAGGGAGUUCGGGCACUUCUCGUCGACAAAGACAACGCCCCUCAAUGGCAACCCAAGUCAAUAUCCGAGGUCACAACUGAGCGAGUAGACCAUUAUUUCUCUCCCUUGGGUGGUAAGAGAGAUUUGAAAUUGGGUCCAACCCCCAAAAUGUAAUCUUUUGCAUUGCUAGAACGAAACUAUGAGACCUAAGCAGAGAAAUAGACAAAUCCUUAGCUUUUUCUUCA
This is a messenger RNA of Tigriopus californicus, 1367 nucleotides long. RefSeq names its product 3-hydroxyisobutyryl-CoA hydrolase, mitochondrial-like (gene Hibch). Gene Ontology annotation, cellular component: mitochondrion. NCBI's taxonomy places the organism in Eukaryota, Metazoa, Arthropoda, Copepoda, Harpacticoida, Harpacticidae. The coding region runs from base 1 to 1296 and encodes 431 amino acids. Gene Ontology annotation, molecular function: 3-hydroxyisobutyryl-CoA hydrolase activity. The record is from RefSeq and is a predicted model, not a curated record. Gene Ontology annotation, biological process: L-valine catabolic process. The transcript has a single exon.